AUGGUCUACGCCUUCACACUGCCCUCCACCUCUCAUCUUUCGUUCCAGACCUUCCUUACCUCCAGCACCCACCCCUCUCUUCCCCAAGCCGCCACCACCGCCCGCCAUGCCCUCCGACAAGCUCUCAAAGCACACAAGCGUUUACCCCGCGGUCCGCAACAAGACGCCCACCUGCAGACUCUCCUCACCACCAUAACCAGCUACCUCCCUUACCUCCUCGCUCUUUCCAACGGCCUCAGCAGUAAGCCCGGCGACACAUCACCCACCGAAGAAAUUGAAAUCACCCUCCGCACCGAGAUCAUAUCCGCCUGGCGCCCGACCCUCACCAACCCCACCACCACGCUCUCCCUCAAACAGCGGCCCACCACCACCCGCAUCCAGGGACAGGGCCUCGACUUCGAGAUAGCCUUUGUCCUCUCCACCCUCAGCUACGUGCUCAACUCGCUCGCCCGCAUUGGCGUCACCCGCACACUUUACGCAUCCGCGACCCCGACUCCGGAACAGCGCACCGCCGCCAUCCAAACAGCCACCAAACACCUCCUCCAAGCCAGCGCCGUACACUCGCUCCUCGCUUCCUCGCCGUCUUUCGCAACUGCAGCCCAUUCCAUCUGCAAUAACAAAAAUGGAACAUCUACCCUCCCGGACCUCGACCCCGCCACGCAAGCGGCCCUGUCCUGUCUCGCCCUCGCAGAAGCAACUCUCCUCGCUGUCUUGAAGGACGAUUCCUACGUCGCGGCCUGUAUUCAAGCGCGCAAUCCCAAUGACAAGGACUGGAUGGUCCGCGCGCCGGAGAUCCCCAAGGUCCGGGCGCACCUCUUCGCUAGAUUAUGUAUCCGGGCUGCGGAGUAUGCGGAACAAGCUGCUGCGGGGCUGGGAUCUGUCCGCUCAGAGGGGCGGAUGGGAAUUGAUGAUGAUCUGCUAGGGUAUACGCGGGUACUGGGACGGGUUGCGCGGGCGAGAGCCUGCCGGUUCUUCGGGGUGGAUGCGGAAUUGUCUGGGAAGAUCGGGGAGGGCAUUGCAUGGCUGAGAGCAGCGAAGGGGGCAUUGGGGGUCCGGGGAGCUGGAACAGCUGCAGCGGAAACAAAGGAGACGAAUACUAAGAGUCGGACCGGACUGUCGAGAUUGAAGCAGGGUUGGAUGGAGCGGCGGGAGGAGAGACGAAUGGAGAAAGAUGCGGGCAGUCGGGAUCGGACGGAGAAGGGCGAGCUAGGACCGGGGGAUAAUGCAGGUCGGGAGGAGGAGAGUCGAGUGAUUGAGAUGUUGGAGACGAAGUGGGUGCGGAUGAAUGAUACGAUCAAUACCCAGCUGAUCCCACCCUCUACGGACCUGCUUGCCAACUUGCCCUCCGGUCGAGAUAUCCAUUCGGCGCCAGCACCAUACAAGAUUCCCUCGCUGGAUGAGGAGCAGCUGGUGCGCAUGCGUGCGCCGCCGGUGGAGGACGACUUUGGACCGGGAAGUGAUGUCGAGGACAGUGACGAGGAGGCAGCCAGUGUGGCGCGUGUGUAUACGCCGGGGACAGUACCGGAGCGGAGCGACAGUGCCUAUUAUUGA
Aspergillus niger is the source of this 1551-nucleotide messenger RNA. RefSeq lists its product as uncharacterized. NCBI's taxonomy places the organism in Eukaryota, Fungi, Ascomycota, Eurotiomycetes, Eurotiales, Aspergillaceae. Gene Ontology annotation, cellular component: plasma membrane. The record is from RefSeq and is a predicted model, not a curated record. The transcript has 2 exons. Gene Ontology annotation, biological process: cellular response to pH. The coding region runs from base 1 to 1551 and encodes 516 amino acids.